This is a messenger RNA of Neltuma alba, 1042 nucleotides long. RefSeq names its product ATP-dependent Clp protease adapter protein CLPS1, chloroplastic-like. Gene Ontology annotation, biological process: protein catabolic process; proteolysis. The record is from RefSeq and is a predicted model, not a curated record. The transcript is spliced from 4 exons. The coding region runs from base 87 to 635 and encodes 182 amino acids. Lineage: Eukaryota; Viridiplantae; Streptophyta; Magnoliopsida; Fabales; Fabaceae.
CCCUUCCUCUCUUUAUACGCAGGUGAACUGAAAACCAAAAAUCUCCACCAGAGGCAUAGAAGAGAUAGAGAGAUAGGGGGAGGGAGAUGGAGAGUGCGAUGUGUGGGAGAUUUGCUCUCUCUCCCAACCACGUCUUCAAUUCUAAGCCUGGGGAGAUGCAUCAAGAGUCAUACUUAAUUUGCUUAUAUUUGUGUAAUACUAGUAUGCUGACCCUCUCUUUUGGGGACAAAUAUUCUUCUUGCAGAGGACCAUGCUCCAAUCUUUGCAUUCCCAUGGCUGUAUUAGCAACAGGACCAGGCAGAGGAGGAGGACUGCUGGAGAAGCCAGUUAUUGAAAAAGGAACUCCUGGCCGUGAAUCUGAAUUUGACCUGAGGAAAUCACGGAAAUUAGCGCCGCCAUAUCGAGUAAUAUUGCACAAUGAUGACUUCAACAGAAGGGAAUACGUUGUACAAGUAUUGAUGAAGGUCAUUCCUGGCAUGACCCUUGAUAAUGCAUAUGACAUCAUGCUAGAUGCUCACUACAAUGGAUUGUCAGUGGUCAUUAUCUGUGCCCAAGCUGAUGCUGAAGAACACUGCAUGCAGCUAAGAGGCAAUGGCCUGCUGAGUUCAAUUGAACCUGCAAGUGGUGGGUGCUAAUCAUUGGCCUCUUUGUAAAUCUGAUUAUGUUCUAUGUUGUUGAAAAGCAAAAUUUCCAGAUUUUAGUCUGUGUACAUAAAUUUGUCCUCAUGAACGUUACAAGAACAAAGAAAAGGAGAAAAGGUAUGGUCAUCCUGUGAAUUAUAAGGGAUGGUUGUGUCUUUCAAUAAAAAAUUUCACAACUUCCGUAUCAGAAAUGUGGUUACUUGGUGUUGUUAACGUAGGUGACCACAAUGAGUCUCUGCUUUGUCUUUAGUUUCUGUGAAUAGGACUUGUUUGGGUAAUGCCAGUUGUACGAAUGUGCCGUUGUGUUGUCAGUAGAAAACGAGUUCGUGUAUUUCUUUUGUACCUGCGUCUAGUAACUCGUAUAAUAGUUGUGCAUAAUUAUCUUGUGAGUUUAAUUUUCA